This is a messenger RNA of Nilaparvata lugens (brown planthopper), 3228 nucleotides long. RefSeq names its product glycine-rich cell wall structural protein 1.8-like. NCBI's taxonomy places the organism in Eukaryota, Metazoa, Arthropoda, Insecta, Hemiptera, Delphacidae. Bases 140 to 3214 code for a protein of 1024 amino acids. The record is from RefSeq and is a predicted model, not a curated record. The transcript has 4 exons.
AAUACAAACGUAUGUUUGGUGAUUUGAUGUAUUUGUAAAUUUGUUAUUCGAAUCAAAUAACUUUUGGAAGUGACCGAGUGAAGGUGCAAAAUUCUCAGUGAAAUUUUUCAAGUUUUUUGGCGAAAAGGCAACUUACAUCAUGCCUAAUAAGAUCGAAGUCGCCAUUGACAACGACGCCGAUUUAUCUGUGUGCGUCUCAAAAAAAUCCGAAAGUUCUGUGGCUGCCUAUGGAUACAACGGAGACAAAGGAUGCAACUAUGGAGGGGACAAAGGAUACAAUUAUGGUGGCGGUAAUGGUGUAGCAGCUUACAAUUAUGGAGGUGGAUGUGAAGGAUAUGGUGGAGACAAAGGAUACAAUUAUGGAGGUGACAAAGGAUACAACUAUGGUGGAGGAAAUGAGGUUGCAGCUUACAAUUAUGGAGGAGGAUGCGAAGGAUAUGGUGGAGACAAAGGAUACAAUUAUGGAGGUGACAAAGGAUACAACUAUGGUGGAGGUAAUGGUGUAGCAGCUUACAAUUAUGGAGGUGGAUGUGAAGGAUAUGGUGGAGACAAAGGAUACAAUUAUGGAGGUGACAAAGGAUACAACUACGGUGGAGGUAAUGGUGUUGCAGCUUACAAUUAUCAAGAUGGAUGUAAAGGAUAUGGUGGAGACAAAGGAUACAAUUAUGGUGGUGACAAAGGAUACAACUAUGGUGGAGGUAAUGGUGUUGCAGCUUACAAUUAUCAAGAUGGAUGUAAAGGAUAUGGUGGAGACAAAGGAUACAAUUAUGGUGGUGACAAAGGAUACAACUAUGGUGGAGGUAAUGGUGUUGCAGCUUACAAUUAUCAAGAUGGAUGUAAAGGAUAUGGCGGAGACAAAGGAUACAACUAUGCUGGUGGAAAUGGUGUUGCAGCAUACAAAAGUCCGAUAAAAUACGAUACUCCAAUAUCAGAUGCCCUUGUUACUGCAUCACGUGCUACACAAGCUGCCAGGCAAGUUGGCCCCGCUAUUUAUGCAGGCAAAGCACUUGGCAGAGCAAUUAUGGCAGCAGCUGAGAAAGGAAUAUCAGUUAAAAAUUAUGAUGGAGGAAACAAUGGAUGCAAUUAUGGUGGAGAUAAAGGAUACAAUUAUGGUGGCGACAAGGGAUACAACUAUGCUGGAGGUAAUGGUGUUGCAGCUUACAAUUAUGAUGGUGGUUGCCAAGGGUAUAGUGGAGAAAAAGGAUACAAUUAUGGUGGUGACAAAGGAUACAAUUAUGGUGGUGAUAAAGUAUACAACAAUGGUGGUGGUAAUGGUGUUGCAGCUUAUAAUUAUGGGGGUGGUUGCAAAGCAUAUGGUGGAGACAAAGGAUACAGUUAUGGUGGUGACAAAGGAUAUAAUUAUGGUGGAGGUAAUGAGGUUGUAGCUUACAAUUAUGGAGGUGGAUGUAAAGGAUAUGGAGGAGACAAAGGUUACAACUAUGGUGGAGGAAAUGGUGUUGCAGCUUACAGUUAUGGAGGUGGAUGCCAAGGAUAUGGUGGUGACAAAGGAUACAAUUAUGGUGGUGACAAAGGAUACAACUAUGGUGGAGGUAAUGGAGUUGCAGCUUACAGUAAUGGAGGCGGAUGUCAAGGAUAUGGUGGUGACAAAGGAUACAGUUAUGGUGGUGACAAAGGAUACAACUAUGGUGGAGGUAAUGAAGUUGCAGCUUACAGUUAUGGAGGCGGAUGUCAAGGAUAUGGUGGUGACAAAGGAUACAACUAUGGUGGAGGUAAUGGAGCUGCAGCUUACAAUUAUGGAGGUGGAUGCCAAGCAUAUGGAGGAGACAAAGGAUACAAUUAUGGUGGUGACAAAGGAUACAAUUAUGGUGGUGACAAAGGAUACAACUAUGGUGGAGGUAAUGGAGUUGCAGCAUACAGUUAUGGAGGUGGAUGCCAAGCAUAUGGAGGAGACAAAGGAUACAAUUAUGGUGGUGACAAAGGAUACAACUAUGGUGGAGGUAAUGGAGUUGCAGCUUACAGUAAUGGAGGCGGAUGUCAAGGAUAUGGUGGUGACAAAGGAUACAGUUAUGGUGGUGACAAAGGAUACAACUAUGGUGGAGGUAAUGGAGUUGCAGCUUACAGUAAUGGAGGCGGAUGUCAAGGAUAUGGUGGUGACAAAGGAUACAAUUAUGGUGGAGGUAAUGGUGUUGCAGCUUACAAUUAUCAAGAUGGAUGUAAAGGAUAUGGCGGAGACAAAGGAUACAACUAUGGUGGAGGUAAUGGUGUUGCAGCUUACAAUUAUCAAGAUGGAUGUAAAGGAUAUGGUGGAGACAAAGGAUACAACUAUGGUGGAGGUAAUGGUGUUGCAGCUUAUAAUUAUCAAGAUGGAUGUAAAGGAUAUGGCGGAGACAAAGGAUACAACUAUGGUGGAGGUAAUGGUGUUGCAGCUUACAAUUAUCAAGAUGGAUGUAAAGGAUAUGGCGGAGACAAAGGAUACAAUUAUGGUGGUGACAAAGGAUACAAUUAUGGUGGUGACAAAGGAUACAACUAUGGUGGAGGUAAUGGUGUAGCAGCUUACAGUUAUGGAGGUGGUUGCCAAGCAUAUGGUGGUGACAAAGGAUACAGUUAUGGUGGUGACAAAGGAUACAACUAUGGUGGAGGUAAUGGAGCUGCCGCUUACAGUUAUGGAGGUGGUUGCCAAGCAUAUGGUGGUGACAAAGGAUACAGUUAUGGUGGUGACAAAGGAUACAACUAUGGUGGAGGUAAUGAAGUUGCAGCUUACAGUUAUGGAGGUGGUUGCCAAGCAUAUGGUGGAGACAAAGGAUACAGUUAUGGUGGUGACAAAGGAUACAAUUAUGGAGGAGGUAGUGGAGUUGCUGCUUACAAUUAUGGAGGUGGAUGCAAAGGAUAUGGUGGAGACAAAGGAUACAAUUAUGGUGGUGACAAAGGAUACAACUAUGGUGGAGGUAAUGGAGCUGCAGCUUACAGUUAUGGUGGCGGUUGCCAAGCAUAUGGUGGUGAAGAAGGAUAUAAUUAUGGUGGAGGCAAUGGAGCUGCAGCUUACAAUUAUGGAGGUGGUUGCCAAGGAUAUGGAGCAGACAAUGGAUACAACUAUUCUGAAGGAAAAUGUGUUACAGCAUACAAUUCUCCUAUACUACAAGGUGCUCAGCAAGCCAUGUCACAAGUCUUUAAGCAAUUUGAUGAUAUUGGCAAGACUACUGUUCAGGGUGCAGCCAAAGUAGCUAAAGAAGCAUUAAAAAUGCCAAAGUUUUAAUGGAGACAAAGGAU